AUGGGGAAGAAGUGGAAGAGACCGACCCAAGUCGAGACAGGCUGCCCCGACAGGGAGGAGGGAGGUGAAAACGGCAGCAGCGGCGACAGGAGGAGGAGUAGGAGCUCCAGUCGGGGAAGAUUUGCCGAAUCCUGGAAAAGGCUCAGUUCCAAACAGGGAUCCACUAAGCGUCCGGGGCUCCAGUCUCAGCAGGCACCGGCUCAAAAGUCCUGGAUAGAAAGAGCAUUUUACAAGAGAGAAUGUGUUCACAUCAUACCCAGCACUAAAGAUCCUCAUAGGUGUUGCUGUGGUCGUCUAAUCGGUCAGCAUGUUGGGCUGACCCCAAGUAUCUCAGUGAUUCAGAAUGAGAAAAAUGAAAGCCGACUCUCUCGGAAUGAUGUCCAGUCUGAGAAGUGGUCCGUCAGCAAGCACACUCAACUUAGCCCGACUGAUGCCUUUGGAACAAUUGAGUUCCAGGGUGGUGGCCACUCCAACAAAGCAAUGUACGUGCGUGUGUCCUAUGACACAAAGCCUGAUCUUCUUCUACACCUGAUGACUAAGGAGUGGCAGUUAGAGCUCCCCAAGCUGCUCAUCUCUGUUCAUGGAGGCCUCCAGAACUUCGAACUCCAGCCAAAACUCAAGCAAGUCUUUGGGAAAGGCCUAAUCAAAGCUGCCAUGACAACUGGAGCAUGGAUAUUCACUGGAGGAGUCAACACAGGAGUCAUUCGGCAUGUUGGAGAUGCACUGAAGGAUCACGCCUCAAAAUCACGAGGGAAGAUAUGCACCAUAGGAAUUGCCCCCUGGGGGAUUGUCGAAAACCAGGAGGAUCUGAUUGGAAAGGAUGUUGUCCGUCCAUACCAGACCAUGUCCAAUCCUAUGAGUAAACUCACUGUACUCAACAGUAUGCAUUCCCACUUCAUUCUGGCUGACAAUGGGACCACAGGAAAAUAUGGAGCAGAGGUGAAACUGAGAAGACAGCUGGAAAAGCAUAUCUCACUGCAGAAGAUAAACACAAGAAUUGGCCAAGGAGUUCCUGUCGUGGCUCUCAUUGUGGAAGGUGGACCAAAUGUAAUCUCCAUCGUUCUGGAGUACCUUCGAGACACUCCACCAGUUCCUGUGGUGGUCUGUGACGGAAGUGGACGGGCAUCUGACAUCCUUGCAUUUGGACAUAAAUAUUCUGAAGAAGGAGGGCUCAUUAAUGAAUCUUUGAGGGACCAAUUGCUAGUUACGAUCCAGAAGACUUUCACCUACACUCGAACCCAGGCCCAACAUCUUUUCAUAAUCCUCAUGGAGUGCAUGAAGAAGAAGGAAUUGAUUACAGUAUUUCGGAUGGGAUCGGAAGGACACCAGGACAUUGAUUUAGCUAUCCUGACAGCUUUGCUCAAAGGAGCUAAUGCCUCUGCUCCGGACCAAUUGAGCCUGGCAUUAGCCUGGAACAGGGUAGACAUCGCUCGCAGUCAGAUCUUUAUUUAUGGGCAACAGUGGCCGGUGGGGUCCCUGGAGCAAGCGAUGUUGGAUGCUCUGGUGUUGGACAGAGUGGAUUUUGUGAAAUUACUCAUAGAGAAUGGAGUAAGCAUGCAUCGUUUUCUCACCAUCUCCAGGCUAGAGGAACUGUACAAUACGAGACAUGGGCCAUCCAACACUCUGUACCACCUGGUCAGGGAUGUCAAAAAGCGAGAAUAUCCAGGUUUCGGUUGGAUCUAUUUUAAGGGGAACCUGCCUCCAGAUUACAGGAUAAGCUUGAUCGACAUUGGCCUGGUGAUUGAAUACCUGAUGGGAGGAGCUUAUCGCUGCAACUACACUCGAAAGCGAUUCAGAACCCUCUACCACAACCUGUUUGGACCUAAAAGGCCAAAAGCCUUGAAACUGCUUGGAAUGGAGGAUGAUGUUCCCCUGAGGAGAGGGAGGAAAACAACCAAGAAACGAGAAGAAGAAGUGGACAUUGAUUUGGAUGACCCUGAAAUCAAUCACUUCCCUUUCCCUUUCCACGAGCUGAUGGUUUGGGCUGUCCUAAUGAAGAGGCAGAAGAUGGCCUUAUUCUUCUGGCAACAUGGGGAGGAGGCCAUGGCGAAGGCCCUAGUGGCCUGUAAACUCUGCAAGGCAAUGGCCCACGAGGCAUCAGAGAAUGACAUGGUGGAUGACAUAUCCCAGGAGCUGAACCACAAUUCCAGGGACUUUGGGCAACUGGCCGUGGAGCUGCUGGACCAGUCCUACAAGCAGGACGAGCAGCUGGCAAUGAAGCUCCUGACCUAUGAACUGAAGAACUGGAGCAAUGCCACGUGCCUGCAGCUCGCCGUUGCCGCUAAGCACCGGGACUUCAUUGCUCACACCUGCAGCCAGAUGCUGCUCACUGACAUGUGGAUGGGCCGACUUCGGAUGCGCAAAAAUUCAGGUCUCAAGGUAAUUCUAGGAAUUCUACUUCCUCCUUCAAUUCUCAGCUUGGAGUUCAAGAACAAAGAUGACAUGCCUUACAUGUCUCAGGCCCAUGAAAUCCACCUGCAAGAGAAGGAGCCAGAGGAACCAGAGAAGCCCACAAAGGAAAAAGAGGAGGAGGACAUGGAACUGACGGCAAUGUUGGGGCGAAACAAUGGAGAGUCAUCCCGGAAGAAGGAUGAAGAGGAAGUUCAUAGCAGGCACAGAUUAAUCCCCCUUGGAAGAAAGAUAUAUGAAUUCUAUAAUGCGCCCAUCGUGAAGUUCUGGUUCUACACUUUGGCAUACAUCGGAUAUCUGAUGCUCUUCAAUUACAUUGUGCUGGUGAAGAUGGAUCGUUGGCCUUCUGUCCAGGAAUGGAUAGUCAUUUCCUACAUUUUCACACUGGGAAUAGAGAAGAUGAGAGAGAUUCUGAUGUCAGAACCUGGAAAGCUGUUACAGAAGGUAAAGGUAUGGCUUCAGGAAUAUUGGAACGUCACAGACCUCAUAGCCAUCCUCCUGUUCUCCAUUGGGAUGAUCCUUCGUCUACAAGACCAGCCAUUCAGGAGUGACGGUCGGGUCAUAUACUGCGUCAACAUCAUUUACUGGUAUAUCCGCUUGCUGGACAUCUUCGGUGUGAACAAGUACUUGGGACCGUACGUCAUGAUGAUUGGAAAAAUGAUGAUAGACAUGAUGUAUUUUGUCAUCAUCAUGUUGGUGGUGCUGAUGAGCUUCGGGGUUGCCAGACAAGCGAUUCUCUUUCCCAACGAGGAGCCCUCAUGGAAGCUGGCGAAGAACAUCUUUUACAUGCCUUACUGGAUGAUCUAUGGGGAAGUGUUUGCAGACCAGAUAGACCCUCCCUGUGGACAAAAUGAAACCAGAGAAGAUGGCAAAAUAAUCCAGUUGCCCCCAUGCAAAACCGGAGCCUGGAUUGUGCCAGCUAUCAUGGCCUGUUACCUCUUAGUGGCAAAUAUCCUUCUGGUCAACCUCCUCAUUGCUGUCUUUAACAAUACGUUCUUUGAAGUGAAAUCCAUAUCCAACCAAGUGUGGAAGUUUCAGAGGUAUCAGCUGAUCAUGACUUUUCAUGAAAGGCCAGUCCUGCCACCGCCUCUGAUCAUUUUCAGCCACAUGACAAUGAUAUUCCAGCACCUCUGUUGUCGAUGGCGGAAACACGAGAGCGAUCCGGAUGAGAGAGACUACGGACUAAAACUUUUCAUAACAGAUGACGAGCUCAAGAAAGUGCAUGACUUUGAGGAACAGUGCAUAGAAGAAUAUUUCAGAGAAAAAGAUGACCGAUUCAAUUCUUCCAAUGAUGAGAGGAUACGUGUAACGUCCGAAAGGGUGGAGAAUAUGUCCAUGCGCCUGGAGGAGGUGAAUGAACGGGAGCACUGCAUGAAAGCUUCGCUCCAGACUGUCGACAUCAGGCUCGCACAGCUGGAAGACCUGAUCGGACGCAUGGCCACGGCAAUGGAGCGGCUCACUGGCCUGGAGAGGGCAGAGUCCAACAAGAUACGGUCUCGGACCUCCUCAGACUGUACAGAUGCCGCCUACAUUGUGAGACAGAGCAGCUUCAAUAGCCAGGAAGGGAACACCUACAAGCUCCAUGAAAGUAUAGACCCUGCAGGUGAGGAGUCAAUGUCCCCAACCUCUCCCACCUUAAUGCCCCGUAUGCGAAGCCACUCGUUCUAUUCGGUGAAUGUGAAAGACAAAAAUGGGAUAGAAAAGUUGGAAAGUAUUUUUAAAGAAAGGUCCCUGAGCCUUCACCGGGCUACUAGCUCCCAUUCUGUGUCCAAAGAGACCAAGACUCCUCCAGUCCCCUUAAGCACCUUGUCCAUCAUCCCUGACUCCAGAAGGCCUUCUUCUUGCAUAGACAUCUACGUGUCAGCCAUGGAUGAGCUCCACUGCAGUGACUUGGAACCUCUGGAUGCCUCCGUGAAUAUCCUUGGGAUCAGUGAGGCCACCCUGCAAGCUCCAGCACUGUCCGCCACCUCAACCAGUGGCACCUCCAUGAUGCUCACUCCUGUGGAAAGACCUCCGAGCCGUAGCAUCGACUUUGAGGAUAUCGCCACGAUGGAGACAAGGUCACUUUCUUCAGACUACACCCAGCUCCCAGAGAGCCAAAACCCCUGGGAUGUGGAUCCUCCCUUAUACCACACGAUAGAGCGGUCCAAGAGCAGCCGCUACCUGGCCUCUACUCCUUUUCUCCUCGAGGAGACCCCGAUCGUGAAAUCUCAUAGCUUUAUGUUUUCACCCUCCCGGAGCUAUUAUGUCAAUUUCGGGGUGCCGGUCAAGACAGCAGAAUACACAAGUAUUACCGACUGUAUAGAUACCAGGUGCGUCAACGCUCCCCAGGCCAUCGUAGACAGGGUGACUUUCCCUGGAGGCCUUGGGGACAAAGUGGAGGACUUGGUGUGCUGCCACCCAGAGAGAGAAGCCGAGCUCAGCCACCCCAGCUCUGACAACGAAGAGAAUGAAGCUAAAGACAAGAAGGGGGAUGCCUUAUCUUCCCAAGAAAGCAGUAGUUCAACCAGAACACUCUCCAACAACAUCGCCCUCCCUAAAAUAGAGCGGGCCAACAGCUAUUCAGCAGAGGAGCCCAGCACGCUCUGUGCACACACCAGGAAGAGCCUAUCCAUCAGCGAUAAACUCGAUAGGCAGCGUAAUGCUGUGGGCCUACGAAACCCAUUCCAGAGGAGUAAGUCCUCCAGGCCAGAAAGUAGAGGGGACAGCCUCUCCCUGAGGAGACUGUCCAGAACGGCAGCCUUCCAAAGCUUUGAGAGCAAGCACAACUAAACCUUUUACAUUUCAAGAUGAGCAUACCAGGAAUUCUGAGACUCAUUCCCCAUAUCCCUCGCGGCCCCCAGCACCCCCCACCCCAACCUUCACAAUCCCUAACCCUUCAUCCUCCACCCCAAAUGAUUUUUCUUAGUAGAAAAAAAAAGCAUCACAUCAUGAUAUGUUGGCUUCUACACCAGUGGUCAGGUCCAAACUGAGUUCAUCCCACUGCCAAGCAGUAGGCUUUGGAACCUUAACUAAACUGAUGCUCACAACUAGAAAGGAAAGAGGGGGAGGGCAGGAGGGAGAAAUGGGGAGAGAGAAGAAAGCGUGAUCAUUUUCUUUAAAGAAAGGCAACCCCCUUAUGAAGCCAUGAGUUGUGGUGGAUGAAGGAAUUCAGAGCUCUGACUUGGCUAGAAGACGUAUCUUGAUUGCUGACUUAAAUUGGCCCCCCAAAAAGAAAGAAAAACUAACCAGCAUGCAAAUGAGCAAUGCUGUAUUGUCCUCUCCCAAGCGCUUAGUACAGUGCUCUGCACACAAUAAGCGCUCAGUAAAUACCAUUGACUGAUUGAUAUGCUAAACUUCCAUUCUGUUUUCUUUUUACAUUGGUUCCAUCAUUGUGGUGACUGAUGAAGAGCAUCCUUUUUAUUCAGUAUAAGCCGGCAGCAAGCAGUCCUUACGUCCCACAUCCUUCACAUGCCAACACUUCUGUAAUUGAUCAUUAUAAAGAAAAACAAGGUAACAGUCAUAGUUCACCUGUCUCUCUUGUAUUCACUUCUAGUGCCACAACUGUUUAUCUCUUUGAAGGAAGGAAACAAAAGAAAUGCCUUUUGUAUAGCAAACAAAAUGAAAAAAAAAAAGUGUCUGUAGAACAAAUAAUUUUGUAAUUGUCCCGUGCUUUGUGGUCUUAAAUGGGCAUUGUAGUACAGUUGAGCAAGCUCAGAAUGAAUGUAAUUUAAUAUUGUAUAUUUGUUUUUUUACCAUACCUUUCACCAUUAAAUUUACUCACUAAAUGAUGGUAUGGGACAGUGAGAAUAAGGGCAAAAAUCACCACUGCCACCACCGUAAGUGAGCUAUAGUCUCACUGCUUCUCCUUGUAAUGUGUACAGUUCAUUACUAUACUUCAUUCCUCAUUUACACGUUGCUGAUAUGUGACCUGCUCUAUUCUAAAAUCCCGCUGCCAGUUCAUCAUGCCAUUCAUAUGUAUAUUGACACAUGACCAUGUUGUAUAAUAGCACGAUUGCAUAUGGACAUUUUCAAACGUACAUAAGCCUUUUCUUAUUUUGGCACGAGUGUAACUGGAGUCUCUCGGAGACUGAUAUAUUUUAUAGUUGGUGUAUCUAAGCAUCUUUUCCGGGAUGUUUCAAAGCAAUGAAUGGGUUUUGAGGUGAGUAAAAAUGGAACAGUUGGUAACCACUCAAGGCCAUCGUUGCAGGUACACUACCAAUGCUAUAAAAAUUAUUCCUGUUUAACAAAGAUAUUAAGAAAUGCAAGCUAUCAAAAUACAAAAUGGAUAAACCAUAUCAUUAGUUUUACACUAUACAAAUGUAUAUGUAUAUAAGAUGCAUGUGUUUCCUGCAUCUUCAUAUAGAGUAUGUUACUAGAAAGUAGGUACAGCUUCCUCCCUUGGGAAGGUUUGAGAUGCCAAGUGAUGUCACACUCGGGACAUGACUAGGUUGUGAAGGUGGAGUCAUAAGGGUGAGUGAUUUGGGGAAGCUAGUUUUUCAAAUAAGAGUGUUAAAAUAAAAAGAAAAAAGAAAAAUUAAAAAAAAAAUAAUAGACUGGCCUGGGUAGGUAAACAGGGAUUUUAUCACAUACGUAGAGGGUUCAGUCUGCAUCACACAGUGCCUUAGUUGCACGCACUAAAUUUCCAGGCGAAUCGACUGGGACCUCUCUUUGUCCCUGAUUGACAAAUGUCCAAACACCCGCCUGAUGCACAAAAGGCACACAUUUCCAAGGUGCACUUUUCGUUUUGAAAAUUCAUUCCUAAAAUUUAGAAGUUUGGUUUCAUCGACGGGUAGAUGUUAACUGCUGGGACAAGUCUUCUACUUGUUCAUUUCCAUAGUUUGGAUGUCAUAGUAUGUGUGCCUAAUCGGUUGGACCGCGUAGGGCAGAAGGCUUAUAUAAGAAAUGGAAAUGAGCACGAGGAACCCAGCACACCAGGGCGUCCCGGAAAUGCCGGUAGCCUUUUUCAAAAACAGUCUCCUUUCAAAUCGAUUCUUGAACGGAAUUGAGGUUGGAAGAGAGCCUGAGGAGGUGGAGGAGAAGGAAAAGGAGUAGGAUAAGGGGUGGAACGUGGGCCAGAAAUAUCAAUUUUCAGCUUUAUGUUGUGACUGUUAGUCCCAAAGAAAGCUGCCCCUAAUUCAAAGAACUAAACAGUCCUGACCAAGGAGCCACUGGGUCUUUUUGGUUAGAGACAGCAUUAAAAAUCAAGUCUUUGAAAUACACUGCCGUAUUAUGAGAACACAAAAAUCGAAGCACCACAUUUCCUAAUCAUUUAUUUCAUGUAGGCACAUCACUGCAGUGAUGCAAGUCUCUUGGAGGAACCUUCCUUUUGGUUCUCCUCCACCUAGGUAUUAAACUGAGUCUUAUUACGUUGAAGUCUGGGACCAGCUUAUGUGAAACACAAUGUUGCUGAUCAAGGAUACAGUUAUUACCUAUCUGUAAAUUAAGAUGAUUGUGGAGAGCAGAUUAUUUAACAGAGUUAAUAAAGUAGUUCCAAACCCAGAGAUGAAACUGCUUUGGUUUAAUGAUCUGCUUCAAAUGUGCCAACUUUUGUAUCCUGCUGUUCAUGAUUUGUCCCAAGUCAUUCUUUCAUAUGUUUUUUUUCCCAAUUUAAGAAUGUUUUAUGAACAUGACCAUGGAGCUUUCCAGAUUAACACACUCCACCUUCCUCGAUAAGACCGGCAUAUGCUGGGAGCAUUAAUUCAUUAGUGACCCUCUCAUUGCUGAAUGAGACUAAGGUGGAGAGAGGUCUUUCUGUGAUUCUCAUGGUUAGUUUAUGUGUGUUUCCAAAUCCAAAGCUGUAAGAAGUGAUUUUAAUACAGCACUUUAUUGAAUUAGAUUUUUAAAAUCCAGGUUUAUAAAUACAAGACUCUAAGCACUUUGAAAAUUCCCACUUUAAAAUAAUAACCAGUGAAAAUUAAGGAGUACCCAUAGUAAAAAAAAAAAAAGUUAUAUUCUAAAAUGUGGUUUCUAUAGAUAAUAUGAUAGAUACCAGGA
Molecule: messenger RNA, 8385 nt
Organism: Tachyglossus aculeatus (Australian echidna)
Lineage: Eukaryota; Metazoa; Chordata; Mammalia; Monotremata; Tachyglossidae
Gene: TRPM3
Product: transient receptor potential cation channel subfamily M member 3
Exons: 26
Coding region: 1-5181 (1726 amino acids)
Biological process (GO): protein tetramerization; monoatomic cation transmembrane transport
Cellular component (GO): membrane
Molecular function (GO): monoatomic cation channel activity
Source: RefSeq, a predicted model, not a curated record